Adelges cooleyi (spruce gall adelgid) is the source of this 1484-nucleotide messenger RNA. RefSeq names its product 60S ribosomal protein L22-like. The transcript is spliced from 6 exons. Lineage: Eukaryota; Metazoa; Arthropoda; Insecta; Hemiptera; Adelgidae. Bases 120 to 1409 code for a protein of 429 amino acids. Gene Ontology annotation, molecular function: RNA binding; structural constituent of ribosome. Gene Ontology annotation, cellular component: ribosome. Gene Ontology annotation, biological process: cytoplasmic translation. The record is from RefSeq and is a predicted model, not a curated record.
UAACUUUAACAUCUCAUGUCUCUUUUUCGUGAUACUCGACCACGUUAUUUAGCUAGCGUGAAAGUAUUUCUUAAAUUUUAAUUUUUGUUAGAUUUAUACAUAUUAUAUUGUCUAGACAAAUGGCUCCAGCCGCUGCAAAACAGGGUGGAAAAGCUGGUGGUGGCGAUAAAAAGCCUGCGGCGAAAAAGCCGCAGGCUCAACAACCUGCCAAGGCAAAACAAGAUGCGCCUAAGCCUAAGGCUGAACCUAAGGCACAGCCGAAAAAGGCUGAACCUGUAGUGGAACCUAAGCAGCAAGCCAAGAAGGACACCAAACAACAAGCAGCUCCUAAAGCUCAACCGGCCCAAGAAAAAAAACCAACCAAGGAACAACCUAAAAAAGAACCUGCACCAGCUCAAAAGAAGGCCGCAGAUAAGAAAAGUCAGGAAAGCGGCAAAAAAACUCCUGCUCAACAACCAGCUAAAGCGUCUGCUAAACCAGAACCAACCAAGGGAAAUGCCAAAUCUGCAAAACCAGAUGCUAAAGGUAAAAAACCCGAACCAGAAAAGCCUAAGGCCAAAGAGCCUGAAGUAAAACAGGCUAAAAAAGGUCAGCAACAAGCAGCAGCACCUCAGGCUAAGGGCAAAAAAGAAGAACCCAAAAAGGUCAAAGAAGAACCUAAAGGUAAAGCUGUUAAACGGGCUGCUGAAGAAGCACCUAAGGCUACUAAAAAGGAUAAGAAAGAACCAGCUAAAGUUGAAAAGAAAGCUGAACCUGCUGAAGCUAAGAAACAACCGAAAGCUGCCAAGAGUGCUCCUGUCGCCGAAAAAAAAUCUACUGAUAAGAAACCUGCUGCCGAUAAAAAACCUGCCGCUGACAAGAAACCGGUGGCUGAAAAAGCUGCUGCUGCUCCACCUAAAAAAGCAUUGACAACCGCUGCUGUUAUUAAGAAAACUGUAGCCCCUCCAGCAUUGAAGAAAGCACCAGGUGCUGCUUCAAAACCCAAAUUGAAUAAAAAAGCAAAUUCAGCACCUAAGAAGCCAAAAGCUACACUUAGAGGUAAAGGAGCUGCUUUAAAAAAGAAGAAAGAAACCCGGAAAAUGACAAUUGAUUGUACCCAUCCAGUCGAAGAUAGUAUUAUGGAUGUCAACAAUUUCGAAAAGUUCCUCCAAGAGCGAAUGAAGUAUAACGGAAAGACAAAUAACUUUGGAAAUGUUAUAUCUCUGGAGAAAACCAAAACGAAAAUUAUGGUUAAUUCUGACGUACCUUUCACGAAACGGUAUUUGAAAUAUUUAACGAAAAAGUACUUGAAAAAGAACAAUUUAAGAGAUUGGUUGAGGGUUGUACACAGUGGACCAGACAGUUACGAACUCAGAUACUUCCAGAUUAAUAAUGCUGAAGAUGAUGAUGAAGAGGAAAAUGCUGAUUAAAGAUAAAACUUUUAUUUUGUUUUUAAGUGUUUGACCUUGUAAAUCAUCUUGAUAAAUAAAAAAAAAGAAAAGAAA